This is a messenger RNA of Rhodotorula graminis WP1, 1930 nucleotides long. RefSeq lists its product as uncharacterized. The coding region runs from base 1 to 1854 and encodes 617 amino acids. Lineage: Eukaryota; Fungi; Basidiomycota; Microbotryomycetes; Sporidiobolales; Sporidiobolaceae. The record is from RefSeq and is a predicted model, not a curated record. The transcript is spliced from 5 exons.
AUGCACUCGCCGAGCACAGCUGCCACGCCGGCCGCACCCACGACCGUCCUCGAGGGCCAGAAGCCCUCCCUCAACUCGCCGCCUGAUGAGCCCGUCGUCGCCCACUACAUGGCCCUGCUCGCGAGCCUGAUCAGCCAGCUCGCCGCACUCGUCCCACAAGGCCCGCCGCCCGCCCUGCACGCCGCAGACGCCCUCGCCCGAGCCACGACCUGGACCGACCUCCGCCUCUCGCUGCGCGACUCGUUCGCCUCGCCCGAGUACAUCUUCGGCGCGCGCAGCCCGGACCACAUCGCCAAGAAGUGUGCACAUCACGUCGUCCUCGCCCUCCAUCGCCUAGGCGCCGCCAAACUCGCGCGCAACGUCGUCGAGCACGAGAAGGCCGCGUUGGGCGCCGCCCAGGGCGGGCACGAGGCGGGCGAGUGGACGGGCAUGGUCGAGCUGCUGGCAUGGGUCCGUGCUGUCAAGCGGGUCUUGUCGCUGUCGACGAACGGCGCAAGCAGCACCUUUACGACGACUACGCCACAGAGCGCGCAUGUCGCAGCCGCUCCUCCUGUCGCCGAGCCUCGCCCACCCGCAGCGCCGUCCCUCGCCAACUCGACCUCGCCGGCGCCCGCCGCGUCAAGCUCGUCGUUCAGCUUUGCGCCACCACCAGCUCCCGGCUCGCUCGCCGAGAAGGCCAAGAAGCUCAAGGCCAAGAAGGAGGCGAGGCUCUCGUCCGCGCCGUCCGCCUCGCCGUCGACUGAGCCAGUACCGCCAUCGUACGCCGUGUCCGCGACUCCCGACGUCGUCACGCCGUCGCAGCACGUCCUCGAGAGCAGCGUCGGCCGCUCGAGGACGGCCGCCGAGGUCGCCGGGAGUGAGUUGCUCUCGGACUCGCCGCUGUCGGCAGCGCCGUCGACACGCUCGCCGGAGCUUCCCGCUACGCCCGUCGUCGCCGAGGCCGUCGAGCCGUCCGCCACGACCUCGUCCUCCUCGACAACCGCACCUCCCCCUCCUCCUGCGCCGCUCCCGUCCGGCCCGCCCUCGGCCGGCUUUGCGCCACCCGCCGCUCCCGGCACCGCCUUCGAGAAGCCCGCCAAGGCGCGCAAACCGCGCUCCACGUCGUCGACGCCCGCACCCGUAGCAGGCGGCGCUGCCGAGCGGCCGACGAGGCGACGUCGUGCGCCGCUCAAGCUCACGGCCGAGCACGAGUCGGACGACGACGAGUGGGACGACGCGGCGAGCUCUGGGGCCGGCAAAGGCCGGCGGGCCAAGCGGCGCAGCUCGGUCGGGCUCGGCGGUGCGGCCAAGAAGCGGCGAGGCGACACGCUCGAGGGUGUCGACGACGACGAGGACGAGGUGGACGAGCUCGCGAGCGACUACGAGGAGCAGGUCGAGCGCAAGGCCAAGGCCGAGCGGGAGCGGCAGAAGAGUCGCGCGCGCGAGGAGGAGGCCAACCGCAACCGGUUCGCCGUCCAGAGCUGCGUCAUGGUCAAGUUCCCCAACUACUCGUGGUUCCCGGCCGUUGUACUCGACCCGGCGACGGCGCCUCCAGAGACGCAGGGCAAGCGCGUCAAGUCGGCGUACCUCGUCAAGAGCAUUCCCUCGGGCGGCGACCACCGAUGGGUCGCGCCAGACGACGGCUCGAUCCUGGCGAUCCAGCCGACGCAGCUCGACGACAUCCUGCUCGGGCGGUACAAGUCGCCGCCGCCGCAGAGCUGGGUCAAGUGGCGCAGCGAGCUCGUCGAGGCCGUCAUGCUCAUCAAGAGCCCCGAGCGGCUCGCCAACUGGCUGUCGCGCCCGACCGACCUCGAGGUGCAGCUGGCGGCCAAGGCCGAGAAGAAGCGGGCGGCCAAGGCGGCGUCGUACUGGUGAGCGGGCGAGCGCGCUGGUCGCGCACUGUGUAGCGCUCUCUAUCUCGCGACCGCAAUGGCCAGGAGAGACUCUCACG